AUGUGCGGCUCUCCCCAACAUAGCAACUUUGAUGCACCGAUUGCCAUUUUUAUGCCCGGUCUCACCGGAGACAGUCAGGCUGAGUACAUCAAAACAAUGGUUCCCAUUGCUGCUGCAAAAGGCUUCAGGGUUUGUACAAUCAACUACCGUGGUCUGGGCAAUACCCGUCUACUGACGCCACGAUUAUACUGUGCGGCAAACGACGAGGACCUGCGCGCAGCCUUGCUGCACAUUCGCGCCAUGAAUCCUCAGAAUAAGAUUGUCGCAGUCGGCGUUUCACUGGGCGGCAUAAUCAUUGCGCGCUACCUUAUCAGCACUGGCAUGGCGGCGCUCAUCGACGCCAGCUUUCUCAUCUCAGUGGUGUGGAAUUUUAAGGACGUCGCCGAGCAGAUGGAGAAGGGUUUAAAUUACCCGCUAACCAAGCUUCUGACGAAUGCCCUCAUUAGUAUCGUCGAUGAGCAUCAGCACUGGUUUGAGGGUCGAGUUGAUCUAGAGGCAGUCAGAAGGGCAAGAAGCAUCACUGAGUUCGAUUCAGCUUUCACAUGUCCCAUAUACAACUUCAAGAGCCCUGGGGAGUACUACAAAGAGGCCAGUCACAAGGGCAAAAUUGCCGCCAUAAAGGUGCCAACCUUCUGCAUCAAUGCGGCGGAUGACAUGUUUGCGCCAGGAGACACCUUGCCAGUUGACGAAGUGGCCGAGAGUUCGCACGUGGCGAUGCUGGUCACUGCUCGAGGUGGCCACAUCGGCUUCAUGGAGGGCCUCACCGGACACAUCGGUCGUCGACCCUUUCCCGGCUAUUCGGAGCGAAUCCUUGAUCAGUACCUCGGAGCAUUGUGCAGACUGGACAACUGGAAGGUCAUCAACUGA
Molecule: messenger RNA, 867 nt
Organism: Rhagoletis zephyria (snowberry fruit fly)
Lineage: Eukaryota; Metazoa; Arthropoda; Insecta; Diptera; Tephritidae
Source: RefSeq, a predicted model, not a curated record